GAAGAUAAACCCAACCCAACCUCUUUACUGGUCUCUCCUUGUCUGCUCUCUUACAAAUUCAAAAAGCUAUCUCAGUUCACACUCUGCUUAUAUAUAGUUGAAUUUCACAUCACAACUUUUAUUUUUUCUUUUUUUACCUUCAUCAAUUUACUCCCUCUCUAAUACUUGCGUUUAAAUAUUCAAACCAUAUCCAUCCCAUCCUUUCAAAAUUCAAACCAAAGAUUGCCAUGUUUCAAAAACCCUUUUCUGGGUUUCCUUUAUUUUUCCGGGUGAUGAUGCUAUGAAGGCUUUGGUUGUUUUUGAUUUCAGUAUUUUGAGCACUCUGACGUACAUUUGAUAGUAAUCUCCAAGUGAUUUAAAGGGGAAAAAAAAAAAUCCGUAGCUCGUUUUUGUUGGCACUUGAUGAAAAUGGUUCUGAAUGGCCGGCCUCUUACUGUUCUUGUAGUUGUUUCUAUCUGGUUGUUGCUUAGUUGUGGUUUGAGCUUCGGUGUUCAAAGUGAUAUAGACUGCUUGAAAGGUAUUAAGGCUGAACUUGAAGAUCCUUAUGGUUAUUUGAACACUUCAUGGAAUUUUAACAACAAUACUGAAGGCUUCAUCUGUAAAUUUACUGGGAUCGAGUGUUGGCACCCUGAUGAGAACAAGGUUUUAAAUAUCCGGCUUUCGGAUAUGGGACUCAGUGGCCAAUUUCCUGGUGCCAUUAAGAACUGCACAAGCUUAACAGGCUUGGAUCUUUCCAGCAACAAACUUUUUGGAAAUAUUCCAAAAAAUAUCUCCCAAAUAAUUCAAUUUGUGACUACUCUUGAUCUCUCAUCUAACAAUUUCUCGGGAGAAAUCCCAGUCAGCCUUGCCAAUUGUACUUAUAUGAAUGUUUUGAAACUCGACCAUAACAGGUUGACAGGUCAGAUUCCUGCAGAAUUGAGUCUGCUUGCUCGGCUUAAACAAUUUAGUGUGGCAAACAAUCUUUUGACAGGACCAGUCCCCUACUUUGGUCCAAAUUCUUCAAUUACAGCAGAUAGUUAUGCCAAUAAUCCUGGACUAUGUGGGUUUCCUUUGGAUCCUUGCCAGUCAGCUUAGACACAAGAUUGAAGAGCAAUGUGCUGGGUUGAAUGGUGAACUUUGCCGCCUUGUGGUUUUUAUUUGAAGCAUGAACAAAUUGAAACAGAAUUAUGCUUCUUACCUUAAUAAUAAUUUUGUAGCAUGAAGUUUCUCACAAUGUAUCCGUUUUUUCUCUCGUUCCCUUUGUUUCUUAUUAUGCAUUGUAUCUCAUUCUCUAUUUUGUUAUCAAUUACCCUAUAAUAAUAAUUAACAUCUCCUUUGUUUUCUUUUUACAA
Molecule: messenger RNA, 1331 nt
Organism: Quercus robur (English oak)
Lineage: Eukaryota; Viridiplantae; Streptophyta; Magnoliopsida; Fagales; Fagaceae
Product: probably inactive leucine-rich repeat receptor-like protein kinase At5g48380
Exons: 2
Coding region: 403-1074 (223 amino acids)
Molecular function (GO): protein binding
Source: RefSeq, a predicted model, not a curated record